AUGAAGAGCUUUCCUUUGAAAAAGGGCAAUAAUUUUAUUUUAGUGGCAGAUGAGAAUAGUUUCUUUCAACCGUGCUCAAGUGCGGACAAUGGCGGCAAUAUGAAUAUGUCUGAUUUGCUGGAACUUAAUUUGAAGCAUGAAUAUGCCGAAGAUAUGGAAACCUUAAUUACUAAUGGCAAUAUAACAUUUAAUGCAGGCUUGCCAGAAGAUGCUUUGAUAAAGUUUGAUGUGGAGAUUUUUGAAUGGAAACGUGGUAGGUGGGAAAAAACAUUGUAUUCCAUUAGACGUAAUGAUAUAUGUAGAGCUGCCUUCGAUCCAACGGAAAUCUGGUAUCCUAUGACAAAGCAAUUAGCACCAGAAGAUCGUGUUUGUCCGCCAAAAAAAGGAACCGUCUACCACUUGGUUGAUGUCAAAAAUGUAGUAGAAAUUAAUGUAUUUGGCAUAGAUCUUGAAGGACAAUAUAAAAUAGUAGCACAUUAUGUAGCUGAGGAAUUUUCGACGUGCAUUACAGCCGUUAUAAGUGUUUGGAAAAACUAA
Calliphora vicina (urban bluebottle blowfly) is the source of this 537-nucleotide messenger RNA. RefSeq lists its product as uncharacterized. Bases 1 to 537 code for a protein of 178 amino acids. The record is from RefSeq and is a predicted model, not a curated record. The transcript has 4 exons. NCBI's taxonomy places the organism in Eukaryota, Metazoa, Arthropoda, Insecta, Diptera, Calliphoridae.